This is a messenger RNA of Funneliformis geosporum, 531 nucleotides long. The record is from the annotation of a GenBank genome assembly. Lineage: Eukaryota; Fungi; Glomeromycota; Glomeromycetes; Glomerales; Glomeraceae.
AUGGUCAGAAAAUUAAAAUACCAUGAACAAAAAUUACUCAAGAAGGUUGACUUUCUUCAGUGGAAAAAUGAAAAUAAUAUAAGAGAAAUAAAAAUCAUUCGUCGUUACCAUUUACAAAAACGAGAAGAUUAUCACAAAUAUAAUAAAUUAUGUGGUUCAAUAAAAAAACUCGCCAAUCGUAUAUCAUUGUUAGAUCCAAGAAAUCCUUUUAGAAAUAAGCAAGAAACUGCAUUAUUGGAUAAACUGUACUCGAUGGGGUUAAUCACCGGUAAAAAACAAUUUAGUCAAACCGAUAAAAUUAAUGUUUCAGCCUUUUGCAGACGAAGGUUACCUAUUGUAAUGUGUCGAUUAAAAAUGGCCGAAACCGUUAAGGAGGCUGUUACAUUUGUUGAACAGGGUCAUAUACGUGUUGGCCCUGAAACAAUUACUGAUCCAGCCUACUUGGAUUUUGUAACUUGGGUAGAUACUUCCAAGAUUAAACGAAAGAUUAUGAAAUAUAAUGACAAGCUUGAUGAUUAUGAUUUAUUAUGA